This is a messenger RNA of Gastrolobium bilobum, 1488 nucleotides long. Its product is annotated as sucrose transport protein SUC1-like. The transcript is spliced from 4 exons. The coding region runs from base 1 to 1488 and encodes 495 amino acids. Gene Ontology annotation, cellular component: plasma membrane; vacuole. The record is from RefSeq and is a predicted model, not a curated record. NCBI's taxonomy places the organism in Eukaryota, Viridiplantae, Streptophyta, Magnoliopsida, Fabales, Fabaceae. Gene Ontology annotation, biological process: sucrose transport. Gene Ontology annotation, molecular function: sucrose:proton symporter activity.
AUGGAGUCUACAAAAUGCAAUGAACCAAGUCCACUCGGCAAGAUGAUAGUCGUUGCAUCCAUCGCCGCUGGUAUACAAUUCGGGUGGGCCCUUCAACUCUCCCUGUUGACACCAUAUGUUCAGCUGCUCGGUGUCCCACACAUGUGGGCCUCCUUCAUCUGGCUCUGUGGGCCCAUAUCCGGCUUGGUCGUUCAGCCUAUCGCCGGUUACUACAGCGAUCGUUGCACCUCCAGAUUCGGCCGCCGCCGUCCCUUCAUCUUCUUUGGCUCCCUCGCCGUCGCAAUCGCUGUAUUCCUCAUUGGCUUCGCCGCCGACCUUGGUUACUCAUUCGGCGACGACCUCACCAAAAAAACCCGCCCACGCGCCGUUGCAAUCUUCGUCAUCGGCUUCUGGAUCCUCGACGUGGCUAACAACAUGUUGCAAGGACCAUGCCGCGCUUUCCUCGGCGACCUCUCCGCCGGCGACUACAAGAAAAUUAGAGUCGGAAAUGCCUUGUUCUCAUUCUUCAUGGCCGUCGGCAAUGUCCUCGGUUACGCCGCCGGAUCCUACAGCGGCCUCCAUAAAAUCUUCCCCUUCACACAAACCAAAGCAUGUGACGUGUUCUGCGCUAACCUCAAGACUUGUUUCUUCUUCUCCAUCUUUCUUCUCCUUGUCCUCGCUGUGAUCGCUCUCGUUGUCGUGCAUGACGCACCAAUUAACCCACGUGAUCACAAUGUCGUCGACGAAGAAGAAACAGCUUCAUCAUCAUGCUUUGGUCGAUUAAUAUGCGGUGCAUUUAAGGAACUCAAGAAGCCAAUGUGGAUGCUCAUGUUGGUGACAGCUAUCAACUGGAUUGCAUGGUUCCCUUACUUCUUGUUCGACACUGAUUGGAUGGGUCGUGAGGUGUACGGUGGUGAUGCCGGUGAUGCUGCAUAUGGCGCUGGUGUCCGCGCUGGUUCAUUGGGUCUAAUGAUUAACGCUGUCGUUUUGGGUUUCAUGUCUUUGGCUAUUGAGCCAUUGGGUAAAAUGCUUGGUGGUGUUAAGAGGCUGUGGGCUACUGUGAACUUCAUUCUCGCAAUUGGCAUGGCAAUGACUGUUGUUAUCUCCAAACAAGCUGAGCACGAACGCCAUGUUGGCCUCCAUGUCGCAGGGUCACCCUCUGAGGCUGUUAAGGCUGGUGCCUUGGCUUUCUUUGGUGUUCUUGGUAUCCCUCUUGCGAUUACUUUCAGCGUUCCUUUUGCUCUGGCAUCAAUCUACUCGAGCGCUACAGGAGCAGGCCAAGGUUUGUCUUUGGGAGUCCUCAAUCUUGCCAUCGUCAUUCCACAGAUGAUUGUUUCAGCACUGAGUGGACCUUGGGAUAACUUGUUCGGUGGUGGCAAUUUGCCAGCUUUCGUGGUGGGUGCAGUGGCUGCUGUCGUGAGUGCUAUAAUGGCAAUUGUCCUGUUGCCUACACCAAAGGCAGAAGAUGAGGCCAAGGCUUCAACCGUUGCCACUGGGAGCUUCCAUUAA